Molecule: messenger RNA, 713 nt
Organism: Juglans microcarpa x Juglans regia
Lineage: Eukaryota; Viridiplantae; Streptophyta; Magnoliopsida; Fagales; Juglandaceae
Exons: 2
Coding region: 93-521 (142 amino acids)
Cellular component (GO): chloroplast thylakoid membrane
Source: RefSeq, a predicted model, not a curated record
ACCUUGCACCGUGUCAUUUUGACAUCCAACAAUUCCAACUCUCCCAUCUCUUCCUUUUCAACAGUGCAGAAGAUUUAUUAGAGUUAAACAAUAUGGUAUCGGUAGCUGCUCUUAAGCCCAUUUUUCCCACAAAAGCGCAGAGUCAAUCAGCAUUUGCCGCUAGCUCUUCUCGCCCUGGCUUUUGUGCUCCACCAGCACAAGAUGGCUCAACAGCCAUAUCGUGGAAAAGGACUGACAUAAACAACAAGAAAAGGGGAUUAUCAACUGUGGUUGCUGCUGUUGGAGACGUGUCUGCAGAUGGCACCACCUACCUGAUUGCUGGUGCUGUUGCUGUUGCCCUCCUUGGAACUGCCUUCCCUAUCCUCUUUUCCCGCAAGGAUUUGUGUCCUGAAUGCGAUGGAGCGGGGUUUGUCCGGCAGGGAGGGGCGGCACUGAGGGCAAAUGCGGCACGGAAGGACCAGACACAAAUCGUGUGCGCUCGUUGCAGUGGUCUUGGCAAGCUCAACCAAAUUGACAAGUAGAUGACCACUGUACCAUAUACCCUCUCCUCUUAUUUUUCGCUCUGUAAUUCAACCACAACCUUCGCUCUUAAAAGCUAUGAGGUCCCUCCUUGGAAAUCAUGUAUUUGUCGUAAUAAACAAGGCAGAUAUUUGCAGGAUUGUAAGCAAUAUAAUGAUGAUGUAUAUCUCCCUUCCCUUAUUUAUUUCCUUCAA